Molecule: messenger RNA, 2283 nt
Organism: Monosiga brevicollis MX1
Lineage: Eukaryota; Choanoflagellata; Craspedida; Salpingoecidae
Exons: 12
Coding region: 1-2283 (760 amino acids)
Biological process (GO): reciprocal meiotic recombination; double-strand break repair via synthesis-dependent strand annealing
Cellular component (GO): nucleus
Molecular function (GO): ATP binding; DNA translocase activity; ATP-dependent chromatin remodeler activity
Source: RefSeq, a predicted model, not a curated record
AUGCGCCGCAGCUUGGCACCGUCCCGACGGAGCCUCGGUCCUGUCCCACGCAAAAGAUCCAUCGCACCCACCGUGGGUGGCUCUUCGCCAGGCUGUGACAAUGGCGAUGACAGUGACAGCGGCAGCCCUCAGCCCAAGGUCCACCUCCCACCCUUUAUGGCUGACCGCAAGCCGCUGACCCCUCUCAAUGGCAAUGAAGUCAUCACGGCCCAUGAAGCGCGCAUCUUCGGCAUAUUGGGCAAGCCUUUCAAGAGCCCUCUGCCCGGGCAUACCACUGACAACAGCCGACGCGGCCUGGGUGUUCGACGCUUGACUCUUCGCCAGCCCCUCCACGACCCGGAUGAUGAUGCUGCCGUGGUCCUCUAUCGGCCCCCACCCCUCAGCGCCGCCGAUGCUUCCAACCCUGAAAUCCGCAACAAGCACCCCGUGGCUGUUGUGGUAGAUCCCAUUCUUGGAGCCAAACUUCGACCACAUCAAAUCGAGGGUGUGCAGUUUUUAUACGACUGUGUCACCGGGCUCAAAAUUCCCGGCUAUCAUGGUGCAAUUAUGGCCGAUGGCAUGGGCUUGGGCAAGACUCUGCAAAACGUCACCCUGACCUGGACGCUCUUGAAACAAUCACCGGAAUGCCGCCCCACCCUCACCAAGGCCGUUAUUGUCUGCCCCUCGAGUUUGGUCAAGAACUGGAGCAAUGAGUUUCGCAAAUGGCUUGGCGAUCGAGUCAGCACUCUUCCCAUCGAUAACGGAGCCAGCGAUGAAAUUGAUAAGAAGCUGCGUUACUUUGGAUCAGCUUCGGGCCGCGCUGCCCCCCAGGUGCUGAUCAUCUCCUAUGAAACGCUACGAGGGCACAUUCAUGCGCUAGAUCAGCCUGUGGGCAUCGUUAUCUGCGAUGAGGGACAUCGGCUCAAGAACAGUGAGAACCAAACCUAUCGCGCCCUCAUGGCUCUGAAAACGGAGCGCCGCGUUAUUCUCUCUGGCACACCGGUCCAGAACGAAUUGCUCGAGUACUACGCGCUGCUCGAAUUCGUCAACCCAGGUUUACUGGGCUCAGCCGGUGAAUUUCGCAAAAAAUUCGAAAUUCCCAUUUUACGUGGUCGUGAUGCCGACGCCACUGCCCAAGAGCAGGAGCUGGGCCAGACCAAGCUCAAUGAAAUGGUCGAGCUCGUCAAUCGCUGCCUCAUCCGCCGCACCUCGGACAUCCUCUCCAAAUAUUUGCCACCCAAGAUUGAGGCCGUGGUCUGCUGUCGGCUAACCGGCUUGCAGCUCGACAUGUACAAGCGCCUCAUUGACAGCCAGGCCAUUGCCCUUGAAGACGACGGGCCCGGCAAGACAAACCAGAAAAAGAGUGGUGGCAGUGGCCCCACCCCGCUGGCUUUCAUCACGCACCUCAAAAAGCUGUGCAACCACCCCGAGCUUAUUAUGGAUAAGAUUCAAGCCCGCGAGCCCGGCUUUGCCAAGCUGCAGGACUUGGUGCCCGCCAAAUGGGACUCGCGUGUUGUCAGCCCCGAGUGGAGCGGCAAAGUCAUGGUGGUGGAUGCAAUGCUGGCCAUGCUCAAGAGUACCACAGAUGAGAAGGUUGUGUUGAUUUCCAACUAUACCCAGACCCUUGACCUUUUUGAGCGCCUGUGCCGCCAGCGCCGGUACAAGUACGUCCGAUUGGACGGGACCAUGAGCAUCAAGAAGCGCCAAAAAGUCGUUGACCACUUCAACGCCCCCGACAGUGACGACUUUAUCUUUAUGCUGUCGUCCAAAGCGGGUGGCUGCGGCAUUAACCUCAUUGGAGCCAGCCGCCUCAUCCUCACCGACCCAGACUGGAACCCGGCCUCGGACGCCCAGGCCCUGGCUCGGUGCUGGCGCGAUGGACAGCGUCGCAUCACCUAUGUCUAUCGCCUUGUGGCCACGGGGACCAUUGAGGAAAAGAUUCUGGCCCGCCAAGCCCACAAAACUGCGCUCAGCGACUGUGUCAUUGACGAGGCCGAGGAUGUGCAGCGACACUUUAGCUUGGCCGACCUCCGCCGCCUUUUUACACUGAAUGAGGGCACCACCUCUGACCUGCACGCACAAUUCAAGUGUGGGCGCUGUAGCCGUGAUGGCACCUACGCACUUAUCAAGCCCGACGGCAAACCCAUGGGCAUCCCCUCUGACUUUUCCCAAUGGGACCACUAUCCCCUCGGGAAGGGGGUCAAAGACCGCAUUCUCUCAGAGGCUGGUGGCGAUCUCAUUUCCUUUGUGUUUCGUGCUCAAAGCCACGAGGCCGGCAAGCGCGUUGACGAGGUCCCGACGUAG